This is a messenger RNA of Girardinichthys multiradiatus, 954 nucleotides long. RefSeq names its product dual specificity protein phosphatase 18. Bases 11 to 679 code for a protein of 222 amino acids. Gene Ontology annotation, cellular component: cytoplasm. Gene Ontology annotation, biological process: protein dephosphorylation. The record is from RefSeq and is a predicted model, not a curated record. NCBI's taxonomy places the organism in Eukaryota, Metazoa, Chordata, Actinopteri, Cyprinodontiformes, Goodeidae. The transcript has a single exon. Gene Ontology annotation, molecular function: MAP kinase tyrosine/serine/threonine phosphatase activity.
AUCUCUACAGAUGUUGCUGUCUCAGGUUACGCCCACCCUGUUUCUCAGUGGGGCCGACGCCCCCCUCAACAGCACUUUGAUGUCACAGAAGAGGAUCACCUUGAUUGUCAAUGCCACGCUGAGUCAUGCCUUCCCCGCAUACCCAGGUGUUGAGUGUCUGCGCGUCCCUGUCUGCGACCUGCCCAGCGGACGGCUCGGAGUCCAUUUCGACCGCGUGGCUGAACGUAUCCAUGGAAACCACGCAGGAGGCACGCUGGUGCACUGUGCCGCUGGGAUGAGCCGCUCUCCGGCUUUGGUCAUGGCGUACCUGAUGCGGUACAGGGGAGUGACGCUGUGCCAGGCUCACCGCUGGGUCCAGGAGAGCCGACCCUUCAUCCGGCUGAACUUGGGCUUCUGGGAGGAGCUGCUGCAGUAUGAGAGGAGGCUGUACGGCCGCAACACUGUCAGGGUGGAGACACACAGGGUAGGGUUAAAAAAGGUGGAGCCAAGUAUGGUGGUACCUGUAAAGACGGAGCUGACCCGGAAUGUUGUCGCUCUGCAGAGCAGCUGGUUAAUGUCUGAACCGAGGUCACCUGGGGUGACCCACACUCCCCUGAUGUCACGCUCCCAGCUGAUGAUGUCAGCAAAUAAAUCAAGAAGAGGAUUACCAAGAAGCGACAGAACAUACAAACAGGUGUGAAGGGGUGGACAGGUGUUGAGCAGGUCACGACAGAGGUGACGGAGUUGACCUCGCCAGCUGUCUAAAGGUCAUCAGUUUGGGACAGGAACACAGAUGCUGUUUGGUUGUUGUUGAGAACAGCUGAUGUCAGCAUGUUCUCCCUGGAGAUACUGGAGCAAAAUCAAUGGCAGGAAGUCUGUACAAAUGUUCUGAUUAAAUCUCAGCUCAAAUGCCUGUUUUCUGACUCAGCUGUUAGGAAACUUGCUCACUCUUUACCAAUAAAUCAUUUUCCAUCA